CUCCAGCACAGCACACAGAGGCAGAACGUCAAGGAACCAUGUCUCUGGAAGUCAAGGAGAAGACCGAGGUGCGUCUGGUGUUCAUGGGAGCUGCAGGUGUGGGUAAAACCGCAUUGAUAAAGCGCUUUCUUCAAGACAGCUUCGAGCCCAAGCACCGGCGCACAGUUGAGGAGCUCCACAGCAAAGAAUAUGAAGUAGCUGGAGUCAAAGUGACCAUCAACAUCAUGGACACCAGCGGGAGCUACUCGUUUCCAGCAAUGAGGAAGCUCUCCAUCCAAAACGGAGACGCUUUCGCUUUGGUCUACUCCGUAGAUGAUCCUGAAUCUCUAGAAGUGGUGAACAGGCUCCGCGAGGAAAUCCUGGAGGUCAAGGAGGACAAGUUCACGCCAAUCGUAGUUGUAGGCAAUAAGAAAGAUCGGCUGAUCGAGCGCCGGGUGUCUGCGGACGAUGUUCUGGCGAAGGUGGAGAUGGACUGGAACAAUUGUUUCAUGGAGGCUUCGGCUAAAGAAAACGAGAACGUGAUGGAGGUGUUCAAGGAGCUUCUCCAGCAGGCGAAUCUCCCCAGUCGAUUGAGCCCAGCGUUACGGCGGCGCAGAGAAACCUUUCCUAAAGACUUGAGUCUACGGCCACCCAUGAACAAAACUAACAGCUGCUCCGUCUCAUAAAGAAAAAGACUAGAUGGUUGAGUUUCUGCUCAAUGCAGUGCAAGAGCGCUGAUGUGGACGGAUCCUUGAAGGCACAUAUAGAGACACUUCCCAUAAUUCUGCUCUACAACCAGCACUAAAAAGAAGAGGAAGAAGGGAAAGAAGAGGGAAAUAAGACUACAAGGUUGAGAUUCCACUCUCUGCAAAAAGAUCCUUGAAGGGACGUAAAGAUGCUUUUGUUACAUAGUGAAAGCAAGCAUGAAGGACAAUUGAUGAAGGGGAAAUGAACAAAAUAAAAAUGUAAACUGUUGAAUGUUUUAAUGGAGGUGUUUUGAUCCUGAAGAUGAUCAGUCUUGUGUGAUUUGUGUAAAGAGAUAACGCUACUACUAGAUCAUGAUAUUUUUAAUGGGAUUGCAGUUUUGUUAACAUAAUUCAAAAUGAUGCUGUAUGUGACAUUCGUUGGUUUACUAAUUGUUGCAAGUAUUAAGGUCACCGUGUCAAUUGUUCAGUUGCAUACUGUUGAAAUGUGUGCACUUGCACUUUUACUCAUCUGUCGGAAACUCAUCUGAUGCACUGAUUUCUUUCUUUGUUUUGCAAAAUUGCUUUUUUUGUAUUUUUACUUUGAUGCAACUUGUAAAAUAUGUUUAAUUUUUUUAUUAUUAAGCAAAAUGACUUUUGCCAAAUGAUUUUUAGUUUUUUUUUUUUUUUUUUGUACUUUUGGUCAACACAACUUGUAAAAAUAAACAUUUCGUGCCAGCAAAUAUGUUGAGAAUUUUUUUGUAUGUUUUAAUUGACAUUUUUUGUUAUUUUCAUUUUUUGAUGCAACAUAUUAAAUAAAUAAAAUAUUUAAUAAUA
Molecule: messenger RNA, 1499 nt
Organism: Danio rerio (zebrafish)
Lineage: Eukaryota; Metazoa; Chordata; Actinopteri; Cypriniformes; Danionidae
Gene: rasd4
Product: rasd family member 4
Cellular component (GO): plasma membrane
Molecular function (GO): GTP binding; GTPase activity
Source: RefSeq, marked provisional